Vicia villosa (hairy vetch) is the source of this 1628-nucleotide messenger RNA. RefSeq names its product hydroxyproline O-arabinosyltransferase RDN2. Gene Ontology annotation, molecular function: glycosyltransferase activity. The record is from RefSeq and is a predicted model, not a curated record. Bases 301 to 1383 code for a protein of 360 amino acids. Lineage: Eukaryota; Viridiplantae; Streptophyta; Magnoliopsida; Fabales; Fabaceae. The transcript is spliced from 9 exons.
UCUCGGAAUUAGACUAAUCUUUUUUACUAUGAAUUAGAUCCUAAUGUAACACACUAAUACUCCUACACCAUAACUGAAUCAUCUUAGCGGAAUAGUAUAAUUAAGUUAAAAGAUCUCGCCGCCGUGUCACCUCCGUCGUCAUCGCCGUCGGAGAAACAACCGCAUUACAACUCUCUCUCACUACACUCGCCGUCUCUCCGAUCCAUCACAACCAACGAUCUGAGUGUUUGUUUGUUCUAUUGAGAACCGAGGAAGGUUCAAGCACAUGAUAUUUUGAUAUCUAUCUGUGAUAGGAAGACCAUGGGACGAGCUUCACCAUUACUUGUAAUAUGUUUGGUUCUUGGUUCUUCCUUUGCUACAUAUAAUUUGGUCACAAUGAUAAUCCACUACGGAUCGUUAGAAAGUGUAUCUGCCGAGGAUGGUGGAUUGUUUUUUGACCCCAUUAUCGAGAUGCCUGAACAUGUGAAGAAUCGGAAAACAACUAAAGUACCGUUUCAUAUUGCCCUAACGGCUACCGAUGCUGUGUACAGCAAAUGGCAAUGUCGCAUCAUGUAUUACUGGUAUAAAAAACAAAGGAAUUUACCCGGGUCAGAGAUGGGAGGAUUCACUAGAAUUUUGCAUUCUGGAAAGGCUGACAACUUGAUGGAUGAAAUUCCUACUGUUGUUGUUGAUCCUCUUCCGAAAGGUCUUGACCGGGGAUACAUCGUUCUGAAUAGACCAUGGGCUUUUGUUCAGUGGCUGCAAAAGACUAAAAUUGAGGAAGAAUAUAUUUUAAUGGCAGAACCUGAUCACGUAUUUGUACGCCCUCUUCCCAAUCUGGCAUAUGGAGCACAUCCGGCUGCUUUUCCAUUUUUUUAUAUUAAGCCGCAGCAGAAUGAAAAAAUUGUAAGGAAGUAUUACCCCGAGGAAAAGGGACCCGUUACAAAUAUUGAUCCGAUUGGCAAUUCUCCUGUAAUUAUCAGAAAGGAUUUGAUUUCAAAAAUUGCUCCCACAUGGAUGAAUAUUUCAUUGAAGAUGAAAGAGGAUCCAGAGACCGAUAAAGAGUUUGGAUGGGUGCUAGAAAUGUAUGCUUAUGCUGUCGCAUCUGCCCUGCACGACGUGAAACAUAUUCUACGGAAAGACUUCAUGCUACAGCCACCGUGGGAUCUUGAAACUUACAAUAAGUACAUUAUUCAUUAUACUUAUGGGUGUGACUACAAUCUAAAGGGCGAAUUGACUUACGGUAAAAUUGGCGAGUGGAGAUUUGACAAAAGGUCACAUCUAGAAAGACCUCCACCAAGAAACUUGCCCUUACCCCCUCCAGGUGUUCCUGAAAGUGUGGUGACUCUGGUAAAGAUGGUGAAUGAAGCUACUGCAAACAUCCCCAAUUGGGAUACAUUGUAAAUAUUUUUAUUUAUUCAUUCAUGAUAUUCAAAAUGCAUGUUUUGAUAGUUCUAAAAGAGUGUAGACAUGGAGAUAAUAGUUUAUAUUUUUCUUCCUUGUUUAGUCAUAGAACCAUAGAAAAAUUUGCACCACAAUACCUCACUAUACACCUCUAAUUAGAUGAUAAUUUAAACGAAGGAUUAUACUUUGUUUUCGUGGUGAUAUUCUUGAAUGAGACAACGAUACCGAAUAAUUUCUUCGAGUAA